GGAUAAUGUGAAGUGAGAGGAGCCGUGGGUGGUGGUGGAGGCAGCGCCUCCCUCACCUAGCCCGGUCCCUCAGACACUCACACCUCUCACUCCUCUCUCGGCCGCCGGCCCCUCUACAUCCUCUCAUCACAUACACUAACAAUUGACAUUUUCGGUCCCAAUACAGUAUAUGGAAUUUGAACUGGACAGAUGGCGACCUCGUAAAUAACCCGCGAAAUAAUAACGCAUCUACUUUCAGGAUUCAGUUGUGUGGGUAGUUCAGUUGUAACAUUUUCCCGGGGCGAUGCCAUCUCUGUAUGUUGUCAUGCUGGUCCUGGCAGCUUGGAAAGGAAGCUUAGUGUGGCCAACGGCAUCAGCAGAGGAUACACAGUUUGAUUAUUUUAAUAAGAAGUUAGAAGCGCCCUAUCCUUGGGCGCCAUUAAUUAACUCGGGCAAAGUUAAAAUCGCAUCGAAUUAUAGAGGCGCUUUUCCAUUUGAAGUGUUCGACCCACAAAAUUUAUUGAGAUCACACCCAGAACCUUUGCAGGGUGAUAUAUAUGGCCUGCUGAAGCCUGGCCAGGAGGGCUUACGGCAGCCUGUAAGAGAAGACCAGUAUGAGGGCAAGAGAGAGAACUCACAAGAACCUACACAGAAAGACCCGUUUAAGGAACUUCAACGGCCUGUAAACUUGGACCAUUUCCAGACUGGGAAAGAUGGCUUGCCUAAACUUAUAAGGGAUGGCGUGGUAGAGCCUGUUAAUGAGGAGCUGCAGCAGGGCAAGGUAUGGGCACUAGAGAGAGUGAUGUGGGCCUGUCACCAGCUCUUCCAGUACUUCGACGAUCACCUCACGCAGAUGAACUUCGAUGCUGUCGUAGGCACUCGCAUCGCUGAAGCACAGUUUCGGCUGGUGUGGCAAGCAUUAACGAAGGUAGUGGAGAGCGAGGAGCCCAUGAGAGGUAGUGUGGGUGUGGAGGGCGUGAGGACCUUGGCACAGGAGGCUGGGCGGGUCAGCACUAUAGCAAAGACCUUCAUCAUGAAAGCCUACCCACAGUAUUACCGCGAGCUGGGAGCACUGGUUAAUGCUGGCUUCUGGGAUGUGCCCCUCACAGUGCGGGCCCUCAACACCACACCUCUCGCCCCACCCCACAGCCCAACCGCCGUCCUCCGCGGCGAGGAACAGUUGGUAGAGCGGCAGUCUGACGAGUGCAUUGCCGAAGAGCUGGGUGGCGUAUAUGGUGACCUUGGUGAUCAUGAGACCAGACGUGGUGAUGAGACCAGGCUUGGUGAUGAGACCAGGCUUGGCGCUGAGACCAGACGUGGUGAUGAGACCACGUGUGGUGAUGAGACCAGGUGUGGUGAUGAGGCCUGGAGUGAUGAACAGGCUAGACGUGAUGAGGUGAGGCAUGAGGGCGUGGAAUGUGCCGUGAGCCUGGAGUGCUGGCAGCGGAUGACAGCCCAGGGUUAUUCCGGAUACUCCCUCACGCAUCAGGUCUUUUACCUCAUUAUUGGACUACAGGCUGGGUGCAGGCAGCAACUGGAAGAUAUGGCAGCGAGGAACGCUGCUAGUGGCAGUGCUAAUGGUGGUCUCGAGGGCUCUGUGGAUUCCAUGUUGGAUCAGCUGUGUACUGCCGUGCUCCAAGAGGCCACCACCAUCUCACAGGCAGGCUUUCCAGAGCAUCGUCGCGACCUCUUUAUGGAGCAAGGGGCUCUGUGUGGCAUCUUCGGGUAUAGGGACUUCUUCAAGAAGGAGUGGCUGGUUGAGGUGCUGUCCUGGCAGCAUGAGUCAGGGUGUUUUGGUGCCUCUCCAGUGUACCUCACCAAACCUCAUAGUCACGCUAGAGUGCGGCGGGAGGAGCGGCCAAUGGCUGGUAACUGCUUGGCGCAUCGUUCAGCCGUCGCCCUAGGCUACCUUAGUGUAUUCCUUCGCUUCCUGGCCAUGGACCUCCUUCUAUAAGCGUGUUGAGGACCCCUUCUUCUGCUGCUGUAGACGUGUAGAUGUUCUCUGUCAUAAACCCAGCAAAAGCGUCACAAUCAGAGCUAGCAAGGUCUAGAGUCUAGAGUUCCAUUAACACUCACUAAAUCUGUCGUGUUUGGAAAUUGAAAUUGAAAUAAGUUUAUUGAUGUAAAAUACACACAAAGGGAUGAGGUACCUCAAGCAAAAAUCAUGUUUGGUGUAUGACCAAUAUACAUACAACAGUGUGCGAUAAGAUAUAAAAAAACUAACACUACAAUAACUAACUGUAAGCUUGUAAGUGUAAUAAAAUAUAAAUAUU
Procambarus clarkii (red swamp crayfish) is the source of this 2252-nucleotide messenger RNA. Its product is annotated as UPF0764 protein C16orf89 homolog. NCBI's taxonomy places the organism in Eukaryota, Metazoa, Arthropoda, Malacostraca, Decapoda, Cambaridae. Gene Ontology annotation, cellular component: cytosol; membrane. The record is from RefSeq and is a predicted model, not a curated record.